Messenger RNA from Aspergillus uvarum CBS 121591, 1695 nucleotides. Its product is annotated as acyl--CoA ligase. Lineage: Eukaryota; Fungi; Ascomycota; Eurotiomycetes; Eurotiales; Aspergillaceae. The record is from RefSeq and is a predicted model, not a curated record. Gene Ontology annotation, biological process: secondary metabolic process. The transcript has 6 exons. Gene Ontology annotation, molecular function: CoA-ligase activity. Bases 1 to 1695 code for a protein of 564 amino acids.
AUGAGCAUGAUCUUCAAGCCAGAUAGACAACUUCCCGUGCCAAACAAAGACAUCCUUUCAUACAUCUUCGACGACCCUGAAUAUGAUCCGAACGGGCCGAUUUAUAUCGACGCCCAUAACCCAGCCCACACGAUAUCAUGUAAUGAAGCUAAGAGGCUUGUCAAGCAGCUCAUCCAAGGACUACGGAACUCAGGACUCGAACCCGGAGAUUGCGUAGUGAUCUACUACAGCAUCCUAGUCCUAGCCAUCAUUGGCGCUGGCGGAAUAUUCACCGGCACAAACCCAUCCUAUACGACCUCAGAGCUCGUGCACCAUCUCCGAACGUCGAAAGCCCGCUUCCUCAUCUCCCAGUCCAAUCUCAUACCUCCAAUCCGAGAUGCGGCAAGACAGGUCAACAUCCCCAAAGGCAACAUCUGGAUCCUCGACAGCCACAACGCCUCUGCUGACCUCGUCACAAGAGAUAAUCUCUUCACUGUCUCCAAUGGUCUAUCAACCUGGCAAGCACUGCUCACCCAUGGCGAGACCGAAUGGCAGCGCUUCGACAAUCUCACCACCGCGAGGGAAACAACCGCUGCCCGAUUCUUUAGCAGCGGGACGACGGGCCUCCCAAAGGCCGUCGAUGUCACGCACUACAACCUCGUGGCGCAGCAUACGCUUGUCUUUGAGGCACACCCGCGGCCCUAUCAAAUGUCCUCCCUAAUCGCCCUUCCGGUCUUCCACGCUGCCAUCGCCCCCCUCGUGCACAUCGGCGCCCUGCGCUCCGGCUACACGAUGUACAUCAUGUGGCGGUUCGAGCUGGGACCGUAUCUGCGGUUCGCGAAGGAGUACGCCGUCACGGAUCUUAUCGUUGUGCCGUCCAUUCUCACUGCCAUCUUGGCGUCCGACCGCCCGGGCCAGGGGACGUGUCUGAAGAAGGUGAGAAAUGUCGUUUGCGGUGCCGCCCCGCUGGACAAGGAGACGCAGGGUAGGGUCGUUCGCGAGCUGCUCGCGAAGGGUGUGCCUCUGACGCAGGGGUGGGGCAUGACGGAGACGUGCUGCGCGGCCAUGAUGUUCCCUUACCCAGAGGGGGAUGACACGGGGUCUGUGGGGCGCUUGGUUCCCAAUGUCGAGGCUAAGUUGGUCAACGACGACGGAGAGAAUGUCUCCGCCUACGAUGUCGCCGGCGAGCUCUGCAUCCGCGGCCCCACUGUGACACCAGGCUAUUUCGACAACCCAGCGGCGAACGAGUCCGCGUUCGACGCGGAUAGCUGGCUGAAAACUGGUGACGUAGCGAUAUGUGAUGGUGCAACGCGCAAAUGGUACAUCGUUGAUCGAAAGAAGGAGCUCAUCAAAGUCCGAGGGUUUCAGGUAGCCCCGUCGGAGCUAGAGGGUGUCCUGCUGUCGCAUCCGGCCGUGGUCGAUGCUGCUGUGGUGGGCGUUCGUGAUCCACUGUAUGGCAUUGAAAGGCCGCGAGCAUUUGUAGUGGCCAAGCCGGGCGAGCUGCUGCGUAUCGACGAGGUGAGACGGUAUGCCGCUGAGCGGUUGGCCAAGUAUAAGGAAAUCUCUGGGGGUGUAAGGUUUCUGGACGUCAUACCCAGGAAUGCAAGUGGGAAGAUUCUGAGACGGGUGUUGAGCGGCUUAGAUAAGUGUGAUGCCGAAAGUGGGGGAUCGAAUUCGAAAUUACAUCAUUUCGCAGAAGCCCUCAGUCCGCACUGA